Messenger RNA from Podarcis lilfordi (Lilford's wall lizard), 1008 nucleotides. The record is from the annotation of a GenBank genome assembly. NCBI's taxonomy places the organism in Eukaryota, Metazoa, Chordata, Lepidosauria, Squamata, Lacertidae.
AUGGCUGCGCCCAGCGAGUGGGGCGAAGGCGGCAGGGAUUUGGGCUCCCAGCAGCAGCCGUUGGAAGACAGCCUUCUGCUGGGACAGGAGGCGACGGCGGCAAGUCGCGGCUUCUCCUCAGCCUGGCUGGGCAUCUGCUGCCCAGGCCGGGUCACCUCGUCGCCCAGGUACCUGCUCUCAGGAGCAGCUGAGGGGGACGAUGAGGAAGAAGACGAGGAGGACGACGACGAGGACGACGAGGAGCUCUUGGAGGCAGGCGCGACCGAGCACUUGGGCGGCGGCAGCCGGAGCCGGAGCGGCCGGUCGGGGAAGCUGUGCGCGCUGCAGGAGCACCAUCGCCGCCACCAUCACCACCACCAGGCAGGCGGCACCCCUAGCGACGCGCAGGCGACGCGGCCCCGCGCGCCCUGCCCCGUCGGCAGCGGGGGUCUGCUCCGCCAAGGCCCUCAGGUGAGCGGCGUGCAGAAGCAGAGGCGCCUGGCGGCCAACGCCCGCGAGCGGCGGCGGAUGCACGGGCUGAACCACGCCUUCGACCAGCUGCGCAAUGUCAUCCCCUCCUUCAACAACGACAAGAAGCUCUCCAAGUACGAGACGCUGCAGAUGGCGCAGAUCUACAUCAGCGCGCUGGCCGAGCUGCUACACAGCCCACCUCCAGCCGACGGCGCCCCCGCCAGCCAGACUUACGAGCGCGCGCCCUGCACCCCGCCUGUAGGGGGCGCUCUGCAGCAACAGCCGAGGUCCCAGGCCUCGGGACACUGCCGGACGCGUUUUCCCCAAGAGCAGCCGGCUGGGGGCGGGGCAGGAGGAGGAGGCUUCUCGGUGCAACUGGACCCGCUGCAUUUCCCCUCGUUCACGGAGUUGGGGCAGAAAGCCCCCUCGCCGGCGCAGCUCCUGCCGCCGUCGGGCCAGUCCCAGCAGGAGCGGAGGAAACCCUCGCCGCCGGCCCAUCGCAGCGAUGGGGAGUUCUCGCCCCGAUCCCAUUACAGUGACUCUGACGAGGCCAGCUAG